AUUCAAUUAAACCCAAAUUCAGGUUCUUUGUAAAGUGAAAUUUAAGACUACCUGAAGAUGGAAAAGAUUGAACUGUUUCAUCCCUUCUAUUCUUUUGAUGAGUGCAAUCAUUUCUUGGAGAUUCUCCGACCGAUCUUGGAGGACACAGAUCCAGUGGUUGCUCUUCUUGCCUUAGAGGGUCUUUACCGCGUAGAAAACGAAGUAAGAAGGUGUCAGUUUACGAAACCUCUCGAUGAUCUUGCAAAGGCAAUUCUUCGAAAAUGGCGUAACGAAUCUUCGUCAUUCAGAGCAUAUGCAGGAGUCUUCAAAAAAGUACCCAAUAUCUUAAAAAGUCUCACUAUCUUCAAAACUCUUGAAGUUCCUCUGUUCGUCGACGAUUAUGGAAAGAAGAGACUUUUGAGCAGCUAUGGUGAAGAAAUCCAGAAUGUUGUCAUUAACGAGAAUACGGAGAUAGCUCAUGUCACUCACUCCGAAGAAGCCAAAUCGAUAAAGGAAGCAAAAGAACUCAAAGGAAGCGAAAGGAAAAACAUCGUUACAGGAUGCUGGUUUGGACUUUGGGAUGCCCAAAACCCAAAGAGCGUUUACGGAAGCAAAGCCUUUACAACAACGCUGAACGCAUUAGGUGUUCGGGGACUUGACCAAGGUGAGAUUGUCGAAUACAAGAACGAGGUCAAUGUGAUCCUUUACGCUACGAAUGACGAGGGCUUCGAUAAUUUGAAGAAACCAACCGAUCAAGCUGUGAAAUCAGAAAAUGAGAAUGCUUAUGUUAAGGUAUCAAUAUUUGUACCGACAGAAUUCCUACCGAAAAACGGUUUUCAGUUUAUGGGGGCUAUUAGAGGUCCUUUUGAAGUUUCACACGACGACAGUUUUUGUGUUAGAGAGAAACGAGAAAGAGACUACGAAUGCCCUGACCGAGACUGAGUUUACGCGCUUGCUCGGGGAGAAACUUAAGAACACUCGUAAGCGUAACUUGUGACUUUAUAUCGUUAACAGAAAAACACCAAUGAAACAUCGGCGCCAAUACUAGAAAUGAUUUUCAAUUCAAUUAAAUCAUUUCCAAAGAGAGUCUAACUCUUUUUUCCCUGUCGUUCAUACAUCUUUGAGCUUUUAAUUUAAAUCUCGGGUAAGGAUUGUAGGUAUUGACUGAUACGCACCGUUUAUGUUUGUAUUGCUCAAUGCAUCGAGAUUUUAUUACCUUUGUUCACCUCGUUAUUGUGUUAAAAUCGUAAUUUUUCAUAAUGACAUGUUUGUAAAGAACUUUUAAUUUAUAACACCUAAUGCAACAAUUAGAGGGGGGAACGGGGGGACGGUUGACGGUUAAAAUAAACCCUUUCGGCGGUUGACGGUUAAAUUUUAGGUCAUUUGACAGGUAAUGGUUAAUUUUUUGGAAAGUCGUUUAUAAACCGAGCCAAACGUCCGAAUUUGGCUGUAAUUUUCUAUAAGGAUGCGUUUGUAAAGAACUGUUAAAUUUAUAGCUGUACAUCUUUUAUUAAUAAAUGACUAAAGUUUUACGACACUGGAAGUCACUUCUGUCCCUAACCAGUUUACUCGCGAUUAGAAGUUAAAGGACUUACAUAAAUGCAUUUUUGUGAUAUCAAUACUUUUAAUCAUAAACAACAGAACUUGACCCUAAUUAAGGCAAUCGUUUAGUUCUUAAUUAGGGAUAUCGGAGACCCUCUUAUAGUGUUUAAAUCGUUCUAUUUCUUUUUAGUUUGAUUAAAACUUUAUUUUACGCAAACGAGAACUGAGUCGAUUUGAAGGCUUCGAACAAGUUAUUACACUGAGGCAUGAAACCGUAUAUAAAUUAAAAUUGAUUUAAAUGCAUGGAAUAAACGUUCCAGACUGUAUGAUGUCUGUGACAAGAUCCUUUCGUGAUGACGCUAUGCUCACUUAGGUAGGUCACAGAGUCAAUAUCGUUCAUUAAGAUUGAUGAAAGUAAACUAAUCACCUCUUAAAUUAAUUGUUAACUGUAUUACGAUUUAGAUCAAAUCCCUAGCGAUUUGCGCUUGUAUUUUGCUCUUCUUAUUACCUGGAAAUAUCAGCAU
Messenger RNA from Stylophora pistillata, 2045 nucleotides. RefSeq lists its product as uncharacterized. NCBI's taxonomy places the organism in Eukaryota, Metazoa, Cnidaria, Anthozoa, Scleractinia, Pocilloporidae. The record is from RefSeq and is a predicted model, not a curated record.